Microplitis demolitor is the source of this 3261-nucleotide messenger RNA. RefSeq lists its product as uncharacterized. Gene Ontology annotation, molecular function: DNA binding. NCBI's taxonomy places the organism in Eukaryota, Metazoa, Arthropoda, Insecta, Hymenoptera, Braconidae. Gene Ontology annotation, biological process: DNA recombination; DNA integration. The transcript is spliced from 6 exons. The record is from RefSeq and is a predicted model, not a curated record. The coding region runs from base 146 to 3019 and encodes 957 amino acids.
GCAAAAUAUAAUUAAAAAAAAAAAUCAAAUGAAAAAUAUUUUAUUGCUCACAUGAACUAUAUUAUAUUCUAGUUUGUCGAUAUAAAGCACAUAAUAUAUCUUGUUUUUCAUGUGAGUGUUGAAAAAAUAUUUUUCAUUUAGAAAAAUGGAGACCAGCAAUAGUGAAAGCAGUGAUAAUAAACCAAUAACACCACAAGAACAAACCGAGGAGUUAAAUUCUGAAGAACAAGACGAAGAAGAGGCUCAAGUUUCUCACAGUUCUGUUCCCGAAUAUUCCAAGGAUAAGUACCUCAAAGUCUAUGACAACUUCACAGCCUGGCGUAAAAAAAAUAAUUACAAUGAUGUUUCGGAAAAAAUAUUAUUAAAGUACUUCGCUGAGCUUCAUAAAACUAAAAAACCUUCAACUCUUUGGAGUCAGUACUCGAUGCUAAAGAGCACCCUGAACCAGAAUAACAAUAUUGACAUUGCCAAGUACAAAAAAUUACACGGGUUUUUAAAAAAACUUGGCACUGGAUUCAGAAACCAAAAAGCUAAAGUACUGACCAAAACAAAUAUUUCAGAUUUUCUUAAUAAAGCACCAGAUUCAAUAUAUUUAGCAGAAAAGGUUAUUAUGAUCUUUGGAAUUGUCGGUGCUUGCAGAAAACCUGAAUUGUGUAAUUUAACAGUCAGAGAUAUUGUCGACAAUGGAACAAGUCUUGUUGUCACAACCCCAGCGACAAUGGGAAUUCAACGAAUGCGAGAGUUCACUAUCGACGGCGACUUUUACACGAUGGUUAAAAUGUAUUUAGAUUUACGACCGAAAGAUGUUAAAAUAAAUCGAAUAUUUUUAAAUUACCAGAAAGGAAAGUGUACCCAGCAGCCAAUUGGAAUAAAUAAAAUUGGAGGUGUACCCAGAAAAAUAGCAAGAUUUUUAAAGCUACCAGAUGCUGACAAAUAUACAGGACAUUGUUUCCGUCGUACCUCCACAGAAUUGCUUGCUCAUGAUAGCACCAAUAUGCUGAGUAUUGCCGGAGGAUGGAAAGCUAAUAAUAAAAAGGGAAACAAUCCUAUACAAAUUUGUAGUAAAAUGGAAGCUAGUACUAUUUUAAAAUCAUGUUUACCUGAAACAACUAAACCAGCAGUUAAUCAAACUCAUAUAUUUAUUAGUCAGUUGCCAUUAAAUCAGAGUCAAUUGAUUACUCAUCAAGGACAGUUGGUUACUAAUCAGGGACAAUUGGUAACUAAUCAAGGGCAUUUAAUUAUUGAUCCAGGACAAUCGGUGACAAAUCAGGGACAAUUGAUAACAAAUCAGUUUCAAGUUAAUCAAGGACAUUUAAUUUAUGAUCAGGGACAAUCAGUAACUAACCAAGGACAGUUGGUUACUAAUCAGGGACAAUUAAUAACUAAUCACGGACAUAUAAUAAUUGAUCCAGGACAAUCGAUGAUUAAUCAAGGACAGUUGAUAACUAAUCAAUUCCAACUAAAUCAAGGACAAUUAACUACCAACCAAUUGCCAGUAAAUCAGGAACAAAUGAUUACGCAGCAAGGACAAUUGAUAACUAAUCAGUACCAAGUAAAUCAAGGACAAUUAAAUACUAACCAAUUACAAGUAAAUCAGGAACAAUUGAUUACUCAGCAAGGACAGUUGGUUACUAAUCAGGGGCAAUCAGUAACUCAUCAGUUUCAAAUAAAUACUAACCAAUUACCAGUAAAUCAGGGACAAUUGAUUACUCAGCGAGAACAGUUGGUUACUAAUCAGGGACAAUUAAAGACUAAUCAACUGCCAGUAAAUUCGGAACAAUGUAAGACUAAUCAGUCAUCGGAAAAUCAAGGAAAAUUAAAUGAUAAUCAACAAGGAAGUCCAGUUCAGUUAAAUAUUCAGCAAGUAAAUCGUGUUAAAUUGAAUACUAAUCAGCAAGGGGAUCGAGUCCAAUCAAAUAGUCAGCAAGUGAAUCGGGUCCAAUUAAAUAAUCAGCAAGUUAAACGGGUCAAAUUCUAUAAUAACCAGGGAAAUCAAGUUAAAAUAAAAACUAAACCGGCAAGUAAUAAUGAAGCUCCAACAUCAAAAAAAUUAAAUCUUGACGGGUUUAAAUUUGUGGUCGUGGAAAUAGACAGACGGAUAGAAGUAGUCCAGAAAGGUUGGUCACCUCCUGAAGGUGCUGAGUACGUGAAACCUCAUGCAAUAUUUGAUUCUUAUAAAAAUGCUUCUGACUUUGCUGAAACAGUAAAUGUAAAAAAAACUCAAAGACCAGUUGCCGAAGUUACCAAAGCCAAUCCAGAAGUUAUUUCUAUUGACGGUGAUAAUUCGUCAAAACGUUUUACUAUUAAAGUUAAUAAGAAUAUUCAAGGAAAGGUGGUCGAAAUUAAUAAGAAUAUUCCUAGAAGAAUCGUACCUGGGAAUUUUAAAGCAAAUUAUCAAACAGUUGCUUCAAAAGUUAUCAGGAGUCAAUUUAAACUCACGAAUUCUGGAUCUGGUAUUGCUUCUGGUGGUGGUUCUGGUUCUAGUUCUACUUCUAAUUCUAGACCUAGUUCUGUUACUGCUUUAGGAGUGAACAAAAAUCCUAAAAGAAUAAUUGGUACUAUGGUAAAUAAAAGUACUCCAGUGAUAUCAGUAGCUGGAGGUAAUAAAAUAACCAAAACAAAAAGAUUUAUUGGAACUUUGGUCAAUAAAAAAGUAAAUAAUAAUUCUUCAGUAACAGCACCAGCUGAAGUAAAUAAAAAUGUUUCACAGAAUACUAAUAAUUCUGUACAACAAAAUUUGGAAAAACAAAAUCUCAAUCCAGGAAAUGUGAUCAUCGUCGUUGAAAAAGUUGACAACAGUUCAAAUCUAAUAACAGGGGACGUUAAUCCGACUACGGCACAAGUUGAGACUGACGUCAAAGAUCCAACUCUAACAUCCAAUCCUCCUCCCCCUUCACAAGAAACUAGUGAGAUUCUUGAGCCGACAAUAAAAGAAGACCCGACAAUCAAAGAGGAAUUUAUAAACGAAGAAUUUAUCGAUGAAGACGAUCUCAUGGUAGUUGAUCCUCUAGAAAUAUGAAAAAACAAAUCUUAAUAUAUUUUUUUAAAUAAUAAUAAUAAAUAUUAUUUAUAACUAAUUUUAUUUAAACUAUAAACGAGUUUUAGUAGUUUUUUAUAAAAACGUUAAGUAUUUUAAUUUUAAAAAAUGGCGCUAUUUUUAAAACAAAAUGGCGUUGUAUUGUAAAUAUUGUAAUUAAUUAAGUUAAGUUAAUUAAUUAGUUGGUUAAUGAUAAAAUAAAUAAUUUAUACGCUAUAAAAAUA